Polistes canadensis is the source of this 3008-nucleotide messenger RNA. RefSeq names its product putative serine/threonine-protein kinase C05D10.2 (gene Erk7). The transcript is spliced from 10 exons. Gene Ontology annotation, biological process: protein phosphorylation; intracellular signal transduction. Gene Ontology annotation, cellular component: cytoplasm; nucleus. Gene Ontology annotation, molecular function: ATP binding; MAP kinase activity. The record is from RefSeq and is a predicted model, not a curated record. NCBI's taxonomy places the organism in Eukaryota, Metazoa, Arthropoda, Insecta, Hymenoptera, Vespidae. The coding region runs from base 30 to 2237 and encodes 735 amino acids.
GACAACUGCAACGUCCAAAAAGAAGUACGAUGUCUGCCAAGAAAAACACCACGAAGGUUUCCGAAAUCGACGCUCACGUCAGCAAUCAGUACGACAUCAUUCGACGUCUCGGCAAAGGGGCAUACGGCAUAGUAUGGAAGGCAAUAGAAAAGAAAACGAAGGAAACGGUUGCAGUGAAGAAGAUCUUCGAUGCAUUUAGAAAUCAAACUGACGCGCAGCGUACAUUCCGUGAAAUAAUGUUUCUACUAUCAUUUUCCAAUCACGAAAACAUCGUCAGACUGAUAGGCUUACAUAAAGCGGACAACGAUUGGGACAUUUAUCUCGUAUUCGAAUACAUGGAAACCGAUCUUCACAACGUCAUUAAGAAGGGCAACAUCCUCAAGGACAUCCAUAAGGUCUUCAUCAUGUAUCAAUUGUUCAAGGCCAUCAAGUAUAUACACUCUGGUAACGUCAUUCACAGAGACUUGAAACCAUCUAAUGUUUUGCUGAACGCUCAAUGCCAUUGCAAGAUAGCUGACUUUGGCCUAGCACGAUCUGUGACACAUAUCGGUGAAGGUGACGGCGAGACCGGAAGCGAUCCAACUUUGACCGAUUACGUCGCUACAAGAUGGUAUCGUGCCCCAGAAAUAUUGAUUGCCUCAAAAAGGUACACAAAAGGCAUCGAUAUGUGGUCAUUGGGUUGUAUUCUCGGUGAAAUGUUACUAGGUAAGCCAUUAUUUCCUGGUUCAUCGACGAUUAAUCAAGUUGAGAGAAUAAUGGCUACUCUUCCAGCACCAACGGAAGAAGAUUUGAUUUCGGUUAGCGCUGGUUAUGGUACAAAUUUGUUGGAAAAAAGUCCUGUUGGUCCUAAACGUUCGUUAAAAGAUUUAUUGCCUGAAACAUCGAAAGAAGCUUUAGAUCUUAUUUGCAAUUUAAUAAUGUUCAAUCCUAUGCAUAGACUGACGGCAGUCGAAGCUCUGGAACAUCCCUAUGUAGCUAGUUUUCACAGAAGAGGAAACGAGCCUUCAAGAACUACAAGCGUAGUACCAUUGCUAAGAGACGACGUACAACUCUCAGUCGAGGAAUACAGAAAUAAGCUUUAUGCGAUGAUGGACGAGAAGCAUAGGAAACAUAAAAAUAUGUCGAAAGCCAGAGUUAGACGUCUCUCGGAACAUAUCAGAAAGGAAACCUACAAUUCUACUAAUAAUGGAAACUUUGUAGUUGGUCAAGGUGAUGGAACAACUGGUAAAAAUCUUCGUUCCUCGUGCGGUGAUCUGCGUAAUAAUAAAAACAAUUUACAGACUUCUCAACAAACAAACGGUAAAAAUCCAACCUCUCAUCAAUACGCUUAUAAUCUUUCGAACGGUGAUUUAAGAAAUUUGCCAGCAGGAACUACUAAAAGUUGUCUUUGUCUGAGUCAACAAAAUCAACAUCUGGCGAAAUCUCAACGAUCAAUACAAUCAGAUCAAAUGGCAGCGUACGGUGCCAAUAUAAGAAACAAGCAAUUAGAAGGAGUAGCACGUACCAAACUACGAAGAGGAAACUGCGAUAGGCAAAUACGUUCGACUCAGCAUCAACGUCCACCGAUAGUAAACAAUGAUAUCGAUCGAUCUAACACAUCUGCGUUGAAUGAAACAAGCAAUUCGAAACUUGGUUUAUUAAGGUAUAAUAAGUAUUUAACUACCAUGUUAAACAACAACAAUAACACUAACAAUAGGAUAACGAAACACUUCGUAACGACAUCUCCAAGCAACGGUAACAUUUUGAAUGGGAUUAGUAAUAGUAGCAACAGUGGAGGAAGUGCAAGCAGUUCGGAAAUUUAUGCACCUCGAAGAUCAAGUUCGCAAUAUCAAAUCGUUAAAAAUUAUUUAAAUCAGUCCUUACCGAUUCAUGCAUCGUCAGCUCAAAAUCAACAUGAAAAUCUACAUCAGUAUCGAAAUCAGAAACAGCAGCAACAAGAACAGAUACAACAACAGUAUCGUUAUAAACAACAUCAAGAACGCCAAAGUGAUACUCUAGGAUCAGAAAAAGUUAUAUCAAAAUUAGAAAAGUUGAAUUCAGUCGAUAAAUAUCGUAUUAAAAGUUCCACAUUGAAUAAAACAGAUAAAGCGAAGAUUCAAACGAGACACAGUUUCGGUGGAUUUAGUGUUCUCAAUAAUGAAAAGAAUUCGCAAACUAUCGAUAGUACUAAUCAAAGUCAUGGUAUUAUCACCGCUUCUGUUUACAAGGAUUUACGUAAUGGGAUUAUAAGGUGGUGAUAAAUAAACGAGAAAAACUUUCAAAAGGAACAAUGAAAGUACAAAUGUAAAAGAGAAAAAGAGAGAUAAAGAAAUAAUACGAUAAUUCAAUUCUAUAUAAAAACUGCGAACAACACAUAAAUAGAAUCAAAUUUUAAAUCGAUUACAAUAUUAAUUCACAGAAACUAAUUAUUCUUAAUCACUUUUAUGUUUUUAUCGAAAGUAAUUUCUUCUGGAUAGGCGUAUAUAUAGAAAGAAAAAAAAAACAACAAAAUAAGGCAAAUAAAAGUAAAGAUCUAACUUGUAUGAUUUGAAAAUUGCAAAUAAUAUAUUCUAAUACUUCGAUAUCUUCACAAAUAAUGCAUAAAACUUGAUACGAUAAUAGAUACAUAAAUUUACAUCUAUUUACAUCAAUUACAGAACAAAAAAAGAAAAAAACAAUGAUAGUAAUGAAAAGAAGUUUAUGUCCAUGUUACUUUCUCCCGCAUGAUGUUUUCACGUCUUUGAUUGUGUAUCUUUAUAGAAUAACUUAUUAUUGUUAAUAUAGCAUUUUAAUGUCCAUUAGUUCACGUGAUGUUUCAUUGAUAUACAAUAUAUAUCUUGCGCGAGAAAGUCUAGUGAUAAAGCUUACCAGAUCAUUCGUAAAGAUAUACGAUGAUUACAGUACUUCGAAAGCCUUUUUUUACGAACCUUUUUAUAAGUCCUUCGCGUUUGUUAUAUCGCUGUACCAAAUAAAAAAAAAAAACAAAAAAAAAAUUUGAUAAUCUCUCGAGAUCGAUCUCGCAAAGAGGA